AUGGCGUCGGAGAUCGAGGUGGUGGACGAGGAGGUAGAAUCGAGGGAUCAUCGAGAGGAGGCCACCACAGCCGCGGUGGUGGAGGAUGAGAGUUUGAGGAACGAUGUUUACACGGCCGCUGCCUAUGGAGAUAUGGAAAAGCUGCAGCGCCUAGUAGAGAGGGAGGGCUGCUCAGUUUCUGAACCCGACGCUCUUGGCUACUACGCUCUCCAAUGGGCGGCACUCAAUAAUCGAACGGCUGCUGCUCAAUAUAUUAUUGAGCAUGGAGGUGAUAUUGGUGCACGUGAUCAUACCGGUCAAACUGCUCUGCACUGGAGUGCAGUGAGAGGUGCAGUCCAGGUUGCUGAACUUCUGCUGCAGGAGGGUGCUCGGGCUAGUGCAGCGGAUUUCAAUGGCUAUCAGACGACGCAUGUGGCUGCACAAUAUGGUCAGACAGCUUUGCUUUGUCAUAUUGUCACAAAGUGGAAUGCUGAUCCUGAUGUUCCUGAUAAUGACGGAAGAAGUCCAUUGCACUGGGCUGCUUACAAGGGAUUUGCGGACUGUAUCCGUCUUUUGCUAUAUCUGAAUGCUUAUAGGGGACGGCAGGACAAAGAAGGUUGUACCCCUCUGCAUUGGGCUGCCAUAAGGGGUAACUUAGAAGCAUGCACUGUUUUGGUGCAGGCAGGGAAGAAGGAAGAUUUGAUGGUGACCGAUAAUACUGGCCUCACACCUGCUCAACUUGCUGCUGAUAAGAAUCACCGACAAGUUGCAUUUUUCCUUGGCAAUGCUAGAAAGUUGUUUGACAAACGGUGGGAUAACAACAGCUAUCUGGGCAAACUUUCAAAAUUAGGACUUGCUCCUCUGCUUUGGUGUAUAAUAUUCCUGCUGCUUAUGGCAUAUAUACAUUCAGUUAUUAUGGCUUCAAAUCUACCAAGAUUAACAGCUGGCUUUGGUCUUUUCGCAUGGAUGGGUGUAUUCUUGGCGACAGCUGGUUUAGUUCUAUUUUAUAGAUGUAGCAGGUCAGAUCCUGGCUACAUCAGAAUGAACAUACAUGAUCCAGGAAACAUGAAAGAUGAUGAACCUUUGCUAAAGAUUGACAUCAGUAAUCCAGCUUUGCUUGCUGGAAAUUGGUCUCAGCUUUGUGCAACUUGUAAGAUUGUUCGGCCUCUUCGUGCAAAACAUUGUUCCACGUGCGAUCGUUGUGUUGAACAAUUUGACCACCAUUGCCCCUGGGUUUCCAAUUGCAUUGGCAAGAAAAACAAGUGGGAUUUUUUCUUGUUUCUUGUUCUGGAAGUUCUAGCAAUGUUGAUUACUGGAGCUGUCGCUCUUACAGGAGUAUUGACUGAUCCGUUGGCUCCAUCUACAUUUAGUGCAUGGUUGAGCCAUGCCGGCAAUCAACACAUUGGUGCUUUAGCAUUUAUACUUGCAGAUUUUUUCCUCCUUUCUGGUGUCGGAGUCUUGACUUGUGUACAGGCCUCUCAGAUUGCUCGUAAUAUUACUACCAACGAAAUGGCAAACAUAAUGCGGUACAGCUACUUAAGAGGACCGGGUGGCAGGUUCCGCAACCCAUACGAUCAUGGCUGCAAGAAGAAUUGCUCAGAUUUCUUGAUAAACGGGUACAAUGAAGAUGUAGAGUGUUGUAAUGGAGAUUCGAGGGAAUCUGACGGAAUUGGAAUGGUACACUUGACUCGAAAUGCAAACCUUCCGAAUGGUGAUGGCCAUACACACCAAACGAACGGUAAUGGUCAUCUUGUAAUUGAUGUGAAAAAGAACUCCAAUCCACAUCAAGGGCACACCCAUUCUUCUCAUUGCAGUCAUAACCGUGGUCAAAGUCAGAAUCAGAGUCAGAGUCAGAGUAGUGUCCCUUUAGGUUUGGGUAUUGGUUUGGGUCGAAGUGGGUCUCGUCCUGCCGUGGUAUAA
Striga hermonthica is the source of this 1899-nucleotide messenger RNA. The record is from the annotation of a GenBank genome assembly. Lineage: Eukaryota; Viridiplantae; Streptophyta; Magnoliopsida; Lamiales; Orobanchaceae.